This is a messenger RNA of Arctia plantaginis, 975 nucleotides long. NCBI's taxonomy places the organism in Eukaryota, Metazoa, Arthropoda, Insecta, Lepidoptera, Erebidae. The record is from the annotation of a GenBank genome assembly.
AUGGUGGCGAGCGGCGCGUGGGGCGCCGGCGGUGGCGGUGGUGGCGGUGGUGGCGGUGGCAGUGAUGUCGGUGGCGCGAUGGCGGCGGGACACGCGCGCGGUGCGCUGGCGCUGUCGCCUGUCAGCACUGUCAGUCCGUCCCGCCGCGUCGCGACACACGCUCGCACCGCCGUCGCGCACACCGCUCACGAGGAUAUGGCACGACCACGCAACGAUGAAGGAACGGGAGUGGGGGCUUGGGUACGGCGCUGGUGGCGCGCCCUGCUGGCAGAACUGGUGUCCACGGCGCUGCUGGUGUGGUUGGGCUGUGCGACGUUGGUGCCGAUAGCGGGGCCCACCUCCGUGCAGCUGACACAUCCUGCCUUCGCAUUCGGAUUUGUGGUUGUGGCAAAUAUUUGCGCGUUCGGAGCGGCGUCCGGUGCGCACAUGAAUCCCGCCGUGACACUGGCCGCGCUCAUCUACGGCCAGUUAGAAUGGUUGCCCGCCCUCACGUACGUGAUAGCCCAGUUAGUAGGCGCUGUGAUCGGUUUCGCCGGGCUUGUGGCGACUUCACCCGCCGAUGUAGUCUUUAACAAGACAGGCGUAACGUUGCCGGGUCCCGGAGUGUCACCGCUGGCCGCUGUAGCCACCGAGGCUGCCAUUACGGGCACGCUCGUAAUGACGGUGUGUGGGAUAUGGGCUGCACACGACCCACUGCGACCUGACUACUCUGCGCCGCUAAAGAUCGGGGUGGUCAUAGCCGGCUUAGUAUAUGUUGGGGGUCCUGCCACGGGUGCCAGUCUUAACCCUGCAAGAAGCUUCGGAGCAGCUUUGGUGCAAAACAUGUGGGAGUGUCACUGGGUGUACUGGGUGGGCCCACUGCUGGGCGGCGCGCUGGCGGCGCUGCUACACCGGUGGGUGCUGACGCCGAGCCGGUCGAGCGCUGCCGCCGCCGAGCCUCAAGAUGCAGAGAUACCGCUCAACGACAAACCUUAG